Molecule: messenger RNA, 4278 nt
Organism: Corythoichthys intestinalis (scribbled pipefish)
Lineage: Eukaryota; Metazoa; Chordata; Actinopteri; Syngnathiformes; Syngnathidae
Product: secretory carrier-associated membrane protein 5-like
Exons: 7
Coding region: 2126-2809 (227 amino acids)
Biological process (GO): protein transport
Cellular component (GO): trans-Golgi network membrane; recycling endosome membrane
Source: RefSeq, a predicted model, not a curated record
ACUUAAAUCCGGCAGACCAUGCCACACGAGCGUUGCCCGCUGAGCAGCUCUCCAGCUCCACCUGGCUCAGAGGCCCAGCUUUCCUCUCCAGGUUGGACCAAAGUCAAGUUCGAAGUCAAACCUUCGAUCUCAUAGACCCAGAGACUGACUGUGAGUUGCGUCCUGAGGUAACAACUUGCACUACCACCCUAUCAAAAGGCCAGUUUAAUAGUGCCAGAUUUGAAAGGUUUUCAAGUUGGAAGGUGCUGCAAAAGGCUAUUGCCAAACUCCAACAUAUAGCUCAAUCAUUCAAGAACAACUCUGAGGUUUCCUGUCGUGGCUGGCACAACUGCAACAAACAUUUAACUGAAAAGUCACUGCAACUAGCCAAGACCACGAUCAUUCGCACCGUUCAAAGAGAGGUCUUCGCAGAAGAUAUUGGAUGCAUUGAAAAAGGCACAGCUCUAAAAAACUCAAGUCCACUCAGCAAACUGAAUCCAUUUGUUGACACGCAAGGGCUCCUUAAAGUUGGAGGCCGACUAAAGAAAGCACAGUUGUCUGCAGAAGAAACCAAUCCCAUACUAAUCCCUGGAAAGCACCAUCUUGCUCAGCUCAUAAUAAGACACUUUCACGAAAAAUUAUGUCACCAGGGAAGGCAUUUCACGGAGGGAGCAGUCAGAGCAGGGGGCUUUUGGAUUGUGGGAGGAAAAAGAGCAGUAAGCAGUGUGAUUUUCAAGUGCAUCACAUGCCGCAAAUUAAGGGGCAGGCAACCUGAACAGAUCAUGGCUGAGCUACCUGAAGACAGGCUGUCCACGGACCCUCCUUUCACAAAUGUAGGCCUUGAUGUGUUCGGUCCCUGGUCCGUUACAGUGAGAAAAACGCGUGGUGCUAAUGCAGAUGCUAAAAGAUGGGCAGUCAUAUUCACCUGCAUGAGUACACGUGCAAUUCAUAUUGAAGUGAUUGAGUCAAUGGACACAUCGUCAUUCAUUAAUGCACUGCGUCGUUUCUUUGCCAUCCGAGGUGGUGCCAAACUCUUGAGAUCUGAUUGUGGGACAAAUUUUGUGAGUGCCUGCAAAGAGCUCCAAAUAGACAAACUAGGCUGUCACAAUGACAAAAUAGGCACAUUCUUGAAAGACAGUGCGUGCAAAUGGCAGUUUAAUCCUCCACAUGCAUCCCAUAUGGCUGGUUCCUGGGAACGCAUGAUCGGCGUCACCCGAAAAAUCCUCAAUGCAAUGCUCCUUGAACAUCCAUAUGGGAAGCUCACACAUGAAGUACUCGUGACAUUGUUAGCUGAAGUCACCGCAAUUGUAAAUGCACGCCCACUAACAGCUGUUUCUACAGAUCCCGAAAACCCAGUCAUUCUUACUCCUGCGAUGCUACUCACGCAAAAGGUUGGCACACCACCGAUUCCACCAGGGCAGUUUCAGUCCGGUGACCUAUUCAAAGCCCAAUGGAAGCGCGUGCAGUACUUAGCUAAUGUUUUCUGGAGUCGUUGGCAGAAAGAAUACAUCGCAGGCCUGCAGGUUCGUCACAAGUGGAAAAUAAAAAAGCCGAACCUUCAAAUGGGCGACGUUGUUUUAAUGAGGGAGUCUCUGGAACAUAGGAAUAAUUGGCCACUCGGACUGAUCACAAAAUCUUUCCCAAGUGAGGACGGUAAUGUCAGAAAAGUUGAGGUUAAGAUUUGCCGAAACAGCGAGAAUAGGUUUUACAUUCGCCCAAUUCGUGAAGUUGUGCUUUUGAUGUCUAAGGAUAGCAUGUAAAACGAGUUAUUGUUGUGUAUCGUUCAUUAGUUAAGGGCUGACAUCUUGCAGAUGUCAGGCGGGGAGUGUUAUGUCCUCUGGUCUUAUGUUGACUACUUUUUGGGUUUAAUUUCUUUCUAAGAUUGUACAUUGUUCAUCCGUCCACAGGAUGUCGCUAUUGUAACUCUGACUUUGCAGUUUUUCUUUGGUAUUGCUGUUUGCGCUCGGCUUCCCCUAGUGGCGACUUGCUGUAAGCAGCAGGCAGAAAGAACUUUUUAUUUCAGUUGGAAAAGAGGCCUUGAGGUGUUAAGACGUUACACACCUCCUCUGCACCAUACAUCGUUGGGAACCCUUGACAAAACAAAAUCUGUUCAAAACACUGAAUUGGAAGUCCAUCUAAUAAUACGAUGGCAGAGCCCAACUUCCCACCACUGCCAGGCUUUAUUCCGCUCAAGCCGUGCUUCUAUCAGGACUUUGAAGAGAUCCCUGAGCAGCACCGCAGUUUGUGCAAGAAAAUGUACCACCUGUGGAUGUUAAACGGUGCAACGCUCGCAGUCAAUCUGGUGGGCUGCUUCGCAUGGAUGUUCGGAGGAGGGGGCGUGACCAACUUUGGACUGUCAAUCAUAUGGCUGCUCAUGUUCACACCCUGUUCGUACGUGUGCUGGUUCCGGCCCAUUUACAAGGCUUUCCGGAGUGACAGCUCGUUCAACUUCAUGCUGUUCUUCUUUGUGUUCAUGGCUCAAGUGGGCAUCAGCAUCAUUCAAAGCAUUGGCAUCCCUGGAUGGGGAGUGUGCGGCUGGUUGGCCACUAUCUCCUUCUUCAGUUACAAUAUUUUGAUUGCUUUGAUUAUGUUGGUGCCUACUGUCAUGUUCACCGCCGUCGCCUCGCUGUCCUUCAUUGCCCUCACUAAGAUCCACAAUUUCUACCGCGGGAGUGGAGGCAGCAUGACCAAAGCUCAGGAGGAAUGGACAACAGGGGCCUGGAAGAACCCUCAUGUCCAGCAGGCCGCCCAGCAGGCAGCCAUCGGGGCAGCAAGCGGCGCCAUGCAGGAUCAGUACUCGGCGCCGCAGUACAACGACAACCAGAUGUAAAAUGCUAACAUCAGGGUCAAAGAUGGAGCAGUCGCCUCAUUCUUCAGCUCAAUCAAGUUUGAGCCAAAGGUGUCAGCUUGUUUUCAAGCUAAACUCAUAACUUAAACCCUAACUUUAACUGUUAAAGUUUCAUAACUUAAAAAUGUAAAAAUGUUUUCAUUUUUUAUUUUUUGAAAUGGUACUAGAAAAAAAACAGGGUGUCUAGUUUUAAAUAUAUUAUUUUGAGUACCGUAUGUUACUGUGUAUUUGUGUUUAUGACUGAUUGUGAACUUAUAGCAAUUGCAUCAACCAAAGAAGAGUUCAUGUUUAGUAGUAUUUUGCACUAAGGAAUGCUUGCAGCUGUAAGAUUGUUUGCUGUAACCUCAGAAUGAUUUCAUGAGAUUUCUAUGCAGUUUUUCACUUUUUUUAUGCUCUGAAUUUUAACGGUGUUGUCAUACUCCAAAGGGAAUAUUGUGACCUCACUGAAGAGAAAAAUAGUUUAUGAAUAUUGUCAAAAAGAAUAUGAGCGUUAAUUCCAAUUCCAAUAAAGUCAAUGUACUACAAAAGAUAAGGACAUUUUUUUUCAACAAAGAUUGCCAAAAAUGCUGGUUUUAAAAUAAAAAUGUCAAAAUAUUACAUGUUUCAAGAAAAAUAUUUAUAUGUUGUAAGAGUUAAGUGGUAGAAUUCUAAGGAAAAUAUUCUGAAAAAUAUUAUUGAUAAAACCUUGCAUUUUGAUCGAAAAGGUUAAGAUAAAUUGUGAAGAAGUAGGCAAGGGGGAAAACAUCUAAAUGAGUAUUUUUAAUAGACUAGAAAUAUGUAAUGUGGAGAAGAAAAAAAAGUCCUAAUAUACAUGAUAGAAAACCUAGAGUAUGAUGCGAAACAGUCAUAAAUUUAGGAGAGUAAAGUUUCAAUACUAUGGCAAUAAAGAAAUAUUUGGACACAGGAAUUGUUUUUAAUGGAAAAAAAUUAGCAUUACAAGAAAAAUGGAUUUGGUAUGUACAGUGGUCUGAAAAAGCAUCUGAACCUUUUGGAAUUUCUCACAUUUCUGCAUAAAAUCCAUAUCAAAUGUGAUCUGAUCUUUGUCAAAAUCAUACAGAUGAAAAAAUGAUCAAACAUUUAUAGGUUUUCAUAUUUUAAUGAGGAUAGUACGCAAACAAUGACAGAAGGGGGAAAAAUAAGCCAGUGAACCAUCACAUUUAUUAUUUUGUGGCCCCCUUUGGCAGCACUAACUUCAACCAGACGCUUCCUGUAGCUGCAGAUCAGUCGGGCACAUCGAUCAGGACUAAUCUUGGCCCAUUCUUCUCUACAAAACUGCUGUAAUUUAGUCAGACUCCUUGAAUGUCUGGCAUGAAUCGCUGUUUUGAUCAGCUCAUCAGCAACCUCUGCAGCAGCCUGAUGACGAUCCUGAUUAGUUGAUUCAGGUGUGUUAGAGGAGGGAAACAUGGAAAACAAGCUGGAUAGGGGCUCUCAAGGACCGGGAUUGGGCACCC